AUGGUUGCUGCAUUACCGCCUCCAGCCAAGACCGCCAAGAUCACAGUAGCAAUAAGUGGUAGUCCUGAAAGCAUAACGAAAUAUUAUAUUUCUCCUAUUGAACUUACUUCUACAAAAUGCAUGAAGGAAAGUAGGGUCAGUGCAACAUGCCAGGGAGCAUCCGGUCCAUUUCCGAAUCCGAACAGCUGCAGAAGCUUCCUGCAGUGCGAGUCGACUGGCGUCGCAACUGUCAUCCCUUGCCCGGCAAACCUCGAGUUCAAUCCAAAGCUGAGGGUGUGUGACUUCCCAGAGAGAGCUGGUUGCUCCUCAUCAGUGUCUCCACCAGCUAACGACGACAGUGAAAAUGGUGGGGGAUCAGAUGAUAAUGGAAGCGCUUCACCAGCUCCACCAUCUGGUGACGCCCCCACAUGUCCACCGUGGAAUCCUAAUGACGUCACCCAGCUGCCCAAUCCGAAUGACUGCAGCAGCUUCUACAAGUGUGAUGAGAAUGGCGUUGCUUGGAUCAUUUCAUGCCCAGCCGGUCUCGAAUACAAUGCAGAGCUGAGAGUGUGUGACUAUCCAGAAAAUGUUGGUUGCUCAUCGUCUUCACCAAACAAACCGUCUGAUGAUACAUCUUCUGAGGGGGGUCAAGAUGAAGCAAAUUCUGAUGGAGGUAAUGAGGUAAGCCCGAAUCCACCAGCUGGAGAUGCUCCAACUUGUCCAGCAUGGAAUCCAAAUGAUGUCACCCAGCUGCCCAAUCCCAAUGACUGCAGCAGCUUCUACAAAUGCGACGAGAAUGGUGUUGCUUGGCUCAUACCAUGCCCAGCUGGACUCGAGUACAAUGCAAAGUUAAGAGUGUGUGAUUACCCGGAGAGCGCUGGUUGCUCAUCGUCAGCUUCUCCAAGUAACCCAUCUGGUGAUGAUUCCUCUGAUGACAAUCAGAACAAUGGUAACGCUGACACUGGUAACGCUGAGGACGCAAGCCCUCAGCAACCAGCUGCAGAUGCUCCCACAUGUCCAGCUUGGAAUCCAGAUGACGUCACCCAGCUGCCUAACCCCAGUGACUGUAACAGCUUCUACAAGUGCGACGAGAACGGAGUUGCCUGGUUGAUUCCGUGUCCAGCGGGCCUGCAGUACAACGCUGAGCUGAGGGUGUGUGAUUAUCCUGAGAGUUCUGGGUGCUCUGUGUGA
Schistocerca serialis cubense is the source of this 1170-nucleotide messenger RNA. Its product is annotated as chondroitin proteoglycan 2-like. The coding region runs from base 1 to 1170 and encodes 389 amino acids. The transcript is spliced from 2 exons. Gene Ontology annotation, cellular component: extracellular region. Gene Ontology annotation, molecular function: chitin binding. NCBI's taxonomy places the organism in Eukaryota, Metazoa, Arthropoda, Insecta, Orthoptera, Acrididae. The record is from RefSeq and is a predicted model, not a curated record.